Molecule: messenger RNA, 2547 nt
Organism: Apis laboriosa (Himalayan honeybee)
Lineage: Eukaryota; Metazoa; Arthropoda; Insecta; Hymenoptera; Apidae
Gene: qsm
Exons: 8
Coding region: 466-1704 (412 amino acids)
Source: RefSeq, a predicted model, not a curated record
CCGGGCCCGUCAGUGCCUCUCGCGUUCUUGGCCGGGGAACACCUCUCCGACUGGAGAUCGUCGAUCCAAUCGUUCAUCGAUCGUCUUUUUUUUUUUCUCCUUCUCUCUCUCUCUUUCUCUCUCUUUUUCUUCAAGUAACGCGUGUAUCCGAGUGUUAGUGAGUCGAUAUCGAAACGAAAAGUUGCGGGGGAAGUGGAACGCGAGUGGAACGAGCGCGAUAAUAAAUCUCGAUCCUCGGGGAGAAGGAAGGACGAUCAAAUAUAAAUGAGAGUUUUCCACGGUUAAACCGUUCUUCCCCUUUUUUUCUUCCUUCCUUCCUUCUUUCCUUCCUUUCUUCCUUCCUUCUUUCCCUCCCUCCUUUCUUCCUUCCUUCCUUCCUUCCUUCCUUCCUUCCUUCCUCACCGAUUAAUAAUAUCCUUCGCCUCUUCGAAGGAUCGAUUUUGGGGAAUCGGCCGAUUAUAAUCGAUGAUGGAGACCGGACCACGAAGACUGCUCCUGUGGUGGAUAUACAUUUUCGGCGUUGCAGGGGCGAACGUGCAGAGCAAAGUGAGAUGUUCCGAGCAGUGGAUGGAAGUCGACAUCGUAAGGAGCAGCCCACGAGCGAGGAUAUACCUGCAACAAAUGAAGGACUUUCCAGACGAAGCUUGCAAACCUCGGCUUAGCAACGGUGUCGCCACGUUCCGAUUACCUCUCCUAGAAGAGGACAUGUUGCGAUGCGGCAUCACAAGGGUCGUUAACAAAGUCACGGGUCAGAAGGUGUACUUUCAUCGGAUAAUAGUGGAGGAGCCCGCGGAUUCCAGCAAGCAUACGUUCACCGUAAAGUGUGUUAUCACCGAGGUCGUUGUGAAACCUGGAAUCUCGAUCGCAGCCAAUCACACCGUGGUUCGCAGGAGCGUUCUACCAGCAGGUUUCCAGGAACCCGACGUGAUCGACAUCAGAGGGGAGAUCUCCGAAUCGGCGCCCGUACCGAUAUUGGGGGUCGGUGUGAGGCAAGGCGGAAAUCUGGUCACCGGAGAGCUGAACGUUAGCCCAGGCACGCCUUUGCAGAUGGAGAUCUUCUUGGACAACGGAUCCGCGCCUGUUUACGGAUUGUUGGUCACCUACAUGCUUGUCACGGAUACCAAGUCGCAGGAGGAGACUAUUAUCAUCAACGGUUGCUCCGUGGAUCCGUAUCUGUUCGAGAAUUUCAACACUGUGGACGGUGACUUUUUGACGGCGAAAUUCCGCGCUUUCAAGUUUCCAGAAAGCACUUACGUCCAGUUCCGUGGCACUGUUAACGUCUGCUUGGACAAGUGCCAAGGGAUCGAGUGCAGCAACGGGCAAAUUGGAUUCGGGAGGAGGAGGAGGGCCAUCGAUGUCUCGAAUACCGACAAGAACAAGCUGUUCGAGGUGACCAUGUCCGCUCUUAUUAAAGUUGACUUCGAGGAGGACGCGGUGAUCGACAAAACUCUGUCCGAAUUGUACGUGAGAAGAGGGAAGAACAGGACAAAAGCGAGGGCGGUGAUCGCGGAAGAGGUGAGAGAUCAAGCUGGUCCAACGACGAUUAGGACGGAGGAGAGGGCUUUCAUAGCGCAAGAAGUGAAAGAACAGUUCAAGUACAAGGUUACAGAAACGAAUGAGAUGAACGGUUCCUCCGCCUGCUGCGAGACGACGAAGAUCUUGUCCUUUAUUCUCCUUCUUCUCUGCCUCUGCAAAUUUUUAUAAAAAGGUUCAUGAAGGGGGACGAUCCGUGAACGAUCGUUUUUUUUUUUUUUUUGAUUGUAAAUAGAGAGUAGAAUCGAGAACCGGCCAGGAUUCGAGCGCAUAGUGGAAAUCGAUGAAGAUCGAAUUUCUUUGCCGGAUGUUAGUAUAAUUUUUUUCCCUUUCCACGUAGGAAAAGCAAGCAUUGAUCGAUGCAUCAUCCAUUUUGUUCGACGUCGGAUCGAGUUUUACGAUCAAGCAUCGUCUUUCUGAUAACAUUGUCCGAAAUUAAGCUAAGCUUAUUAUUAAUGGACGAUAUCUCGGAUAAUGUUAAUGGAACGAAUUAAUAAAGAUCGUAGAAAAAUGUUAUCGUAAAAAAAAAAAAAAAAAAAAAAAAAUGGGGGAAAUGAUGAGCUAAUAUUUUGGAUUAAUUAGCACGUGCUCAAGAAAUUUCUCCGCUCUGCGACCGCCAAAUUUUUUUCACUCCUUUUAUUAAUCCACGCAUUGUUCCACGCGUUCCCCUUCAGCUGUGUUCCCCUGCGAAUAACCCCGAAUAAAAUAAUACAGCCGCUAUACUGCCAGAAAAAAAAUUGGCCUUUGCGAGCGGAGAAUGUCGGAUGACCUAGUCGCGCGACGAGCUGUAACAACGUGAUGUGACUUAACUUUUAGACAAUUAUAAGUGAAUUAAUUGCUGCUGUAAUCUCAAUAUAAUUAUAAGGGAAUAUACGCGAAUAUGUAAAAAAAAAUAAUACCGUAAGAGGACGAGUGGAAACGCGCGUAAGCGUUUCAUUCAGAGAAGCGUCUUUAUUUUUUAGUCGCAUAAAGGAAGAAAAGAGAAGAUUAAUAAAAGUACGCAUAGAAACAAUA